CACAUCUUGAAGAUGUAAAAUAAGUUUGGGAAAAAUUGGUGGUAGGCUGCAAAAGACAGGAAAAAUUUUCUCCUACUACGAUUAACCUUUCUCCUACUACGAUUAACAGUUAAGAUGGAACAUCAAGAAAAAGCACCAGAAGGCAAUCUCACUAAAUUGAUGGAAUUUGUUCUCCUGGACUUUGCUGAUGUUCCUCAUCUCCAGAAGUUUUUAUUUGGACUGUUCUUACUCAUCUAUAUAAUUAUCUUGAUGGGCAAUGGCAUCAUAGUUCUGAUAACAAAACUAGACCCUGCUCUCCAGACCCCCAUGUAUUUUUUCCUUGGCAAUCUUUCCCUUUUGGAAAUCCGUUACGUGUCUGUUACACUCCCCAGAAUGCUCACAAGUCUUGGGACACAAAGAAGAACGAUUUCUCUGGUUGCUUGUGCCACACAAAUGUGCUUCAUCAUUACACUCGGAGCCACCGAGUGCUUCCUUCUGGCCGUGAUGGCCUGUGAUCGCUACGCGGCCAUCUGUAGCCCUCUGCGCUAUCCUCUAGUUAUGAACCCCAAGGUGUGUGUCCAGCUAGCAGCUGGCUCCUGGAUCAGUGGAAUCCCAAUCCAAAUAGGCCAGACAUGCCAGAUUUUCUCUCUGCCCUUCUGUGGUUCUAACCUCAUAAACCACUUCUUCUGUGACACCCCUCCCAUACUCAAGCUGGCCUGUGGGGACACUUUCCUGACUGAACUGUUGGUCUUCACAGUUGCUGCGCUGUUUGUUUUGGUUCCAUUUCUGUUGAUACUCGUCUCCUACGGCAAAAUCAUCUCCACAAUCCUUAAAUUGCCAUCAGCCACGAGUCGGGGCAAAGCCCUUUCCACCUGCUCAUCUCAUCUUAUGGUUGUGGCCUUGUUCUUCGGCUCAGCCAUUGUCACAUAUUUAAGACCCAAGACGCAGGGCUCAGCAGGAACUGACACAGUGCGUUCCCUGUUCUACACGAUUGUGACGCCUGUGUUUAACCCCAUGAUGCACAGUCUGAGGAACAAGGAGGUCAUGACGGCCCUGAGAAAGUGGCCAGGUAGACACCUUAGUUCAUGGAAAAAGUGACUUGUGUUUCAGAACUUGAUUUCUUAUAUGUGUGUUACAAAUUUUCAACAGAUAUUUACCUUAAAUUCAAUUUAUCUGUCUAUAAAGUGGUAGUUAUUACCAAAAUAAAAAUUACUGUAACACUGAGAAACCUUUCUGUCUCCAGUUAUACAGUAGUGUAUGGGUCAACAAAUAGCAAAUCAUUUGCUUGGGAAUUCUAUAACCUUAUUGUGAAAUGUUCUUUUGUAGUAAGAGCUUUAGACAAGAACUGCUAUAAGAGGCCCAGUUGUAAUACAGACUCAGUUAUAUCACUUAUU
Molecule: messenger RNA, 1373 nt
Organism: Cervus elaphus (red deer)
Lineage: Eukaryota; Metazoa; Chordata; Mammalia; Artiodactyla; Cervidae
Product: olfactory receptor 10AG1-like
Exons: 2
Coding region: 115-1077 (320 amino acids)
Biological process (GO): G protein-coupled receptor signaling pathway
Cellular component (GO): membrane
Molecular function (GO): G protein-coupled receptor activity; olfactory receptor activity
Source: RefSeq, a predicted model, not a curated record